This is a messenger RNA of Adineta ricciae, 2049 nucleotides long. The record is from the annotation of a GenBank genome assembly. NCBI's taxonomy places the organism in Eukaryota, Metazoa, Rotifera, Eurotatoria, Adinetida, Adinetidae.
AUGCCAGUUUUUGGUAGUAGCAAGAAGAAAUCUGAUGGAUAUUGUUGUAAAAUAUUUACUAUGGAUGCUGAAUUACAGUUCACUAUUGAAGCAACAGCAAAAGGUCAAGAUCUAUAUUCUCUGGUAUGUCAGACAAUUGGUCUUCGAGAACAUUGGUAUUUCGGUUUGAAAUUUCUGGAUAAAGUUUCCAACGAAUGGACAUGGUUACAAUUGAAUCGACCAAUUCUUUCUCAACCAUUGCAUAUUUCAACUCAAACUAAUCCUUCGAAACGACCUGAUUCGCCGACAACAUCAGAUAUUUCUAAAGCUCAUCUUCUUCGCUCGCCACCAACAUCUCCAUCAGUAUCAACACUGAGUCUUCCAUCGUCGUUUUCCAACCAUGGCCAACAACACCCGAAAGGCAUGUUAGAACUAUAUUUUGUCGUGAAAUUCUAUCCCGAAGAUAUUACACAUGAACUCAUACAAGAUAUAACUCGCCGUCUUUUCUACCUUCAAGUAAAACAAGAUAUUCUCAAUAUGGAUAUCUACUGUCCACCGGAUACAGCUGCAUAUCUUGCAUCGCUUGCUCUUCAAGCUAAAUUUUCUGAUUAUGAUCAAAUUAUUUCGUUAUCGGAACCAUUCAAUCUAGAAAACGAAGCUUUACUACCUUUAUCCUGCUUUCAAAAGAUUGAAUUAACGAAAAACGAUUGGUUCGAUCGAAUUAUUGCUUUAUGGCGUACGCACGCAUUAAUGACACGUGACGAAGCAGAAAUGGCUUAUUUGAAACAUGCACAAGAUUUGGAUAUGUUUGGUUUGUCAUUCUUUGAAAUAUCGAAAAUGCAAGGGGGAAACAAAUCCAAUACCUUGUCACAUCAACCCGAUUCCGCAUCCAUUGCGGCUGAAUUGUGGCUGGGAAUCGAUUCAUUAGGAAUUCGUUUCUAUAAAAAGAACAAACUACGACCAGAAGUCUUCUUUUCUUGGUAUGAUGUCAAAUCCAUCAUAGCACAUGAUAAGAAGGUUACGCUCAAUUUGACUAGUGAUAAAAAUGCAACAUUUACGUUCUGCACUGCGAAAUCAUCGGUUAGCAAAGAGAUACUUGACUUGACAAUCGGUAAUCACCAGUUGUAUAUGCGACGUCGACGAGAAGAAUCAAUUGAAAUACAACAAAUGCGAUAUUUCGAAGAGCAACAGAAAAAAGAGAAACUUCGCAUACUUGGUCGAGAACGACAAUUACGUUUAGAUGCUGAAAAGGAACGCGAUGAAAUGGAACGAAAAUUCGUCGAGUAUCAACAACAAAUGAAAGAUAUUCACGAAACAUUGGUUGGCUAUGAUGAACGUAUGAAAUAUCAAGAAGCAGCCGAAUUGUUAGCCCGUAAAGCACACAUUAGCAGUGAAGAAGCGCGAUUACAUGCUGAGAAAGCAUUGGAAGUCGAAACUCAACUCGAACGAUGUAAAUACGAAAUAAAUCGAAAUGAAGAAGAGAAAAGAUUGUAUACUCGGCAAAUCAAUGAUUGCGAACAGAUUAUCUCUACUCUAGUGAAUGAUUCAGUUAAAAAUGGUACUGUUUAUCAUUCCUCUCAUUUCGGCGAAGCUUCUCUUCUUUCGUCCACUAUUGAACAACGCCGCAAGGAGGCCGAAGAACUGAAACUCGAAGUUGCAAAAUGGCGUGUAGCAGAAGCUGCUGCUCGAGAAAAACUAAUGUCAAUCACGCAGUUGAAUCAAUCACUGGCUGCUACAAAUGCAACAGCACAAGCGCAACGUAAUCUCGCUCAAUCAUCACCAAGAACAGUAUCACCAUCACCGUAUCGACCAAAUCAUCGAAAUCAAGAAGAAAAUCAAACGGAUGAACGAGCUUAUUUGAACGAGAAACAAAUCAAACAAAAUCAAGUAGCUUUACAAUUGCAAGAUUUGAAACACGUGAUUCAAGCGAGAAAGAUUGAAGAUCGUUUGACACCACUAGAUAAAGCUUAUGAAGAAAAUUUAGCAGUCGGAGAUAACAAAUAUUCUACCAUGCAACGAGCAAGCUCAGGACCCGCAUCAAAACGUAUGGCUAUGUUACAAGAUUUGUGA